This is a messenger RNA of Trematosphaeria pertusa, 781 nucleotides long. RefSeq lists its product as uncharacterized. Bases 177 to 638 code for a protein of 153 amino acids. Lineage: Eukaryota; Fungi; Ascomycota; Dothideomycetes; Pleosporales; Trematosphaeriaceae. The transcript is spliced from 2 exons. The record is from RefSeq and is a predicted model, not a curated record.
CGUGAGCGCAUAGAGAGUAGGUUCACCUCCAUGACUAGGUAUUACUGAUGAAUCACACACAGUACGAUGACUUAGCCGCGACCGCAUAUACCACCACAGUCAUCGCUUUCCUCACCAUACUCUAACACAGCCGCGCACGUACCCGUCACCUUUUCCUUCAAGACAGGAAUACGUGUAUGACUAUUUGCAUGAGUCAACCAGCAUACUAUAAAACCCAGCCCCCGGACAGCCUCGUCCUUCUUUCCUUCUACUUCACCAAGCUCGACAACCUGUUCUUAUUAUCAUUUUACUUUGUUCGCCAAACCAGAUCAAACUUUCGAAACUAUUCAUCAGCGAAAUUCACGACCCUACCGGUUCUGCGAAAACGUGUCUCAGGCAUCACCCACUUUACUCACAUAGCUCCGAAGAACGCUUGUGCAGAAUGCCGGAACAGCGCCCCAAAGAGUCCCCUUUCCCGCCAAUCAAAACAUACAUGUGUCCUUGGUACGAGGAUCUUCCCCCGCCCGGAAGGAAGUUUAACGAGAAGCAUAAUAUAUGGCAAAUCGGCUGGAAAGAAAAGUACGGAGAUGAAGUUAGUCAAAGGAUGGGAAAGACUACCAACAAAGAGCGUGCUCGAUCUCUCUAUAAAGAUGGUAUGAAAGUAGAUGGUGCCAAGCUGGACGAGGACUCUAUCAAUACGACGAAGGAGCUCGAUCAGAAAUCCCCAUUGUAUGGCGGGUGGUACGGUGACGCUACAAAGUUUCUGAGGGAAGCAUGGAAAGCUCAUCAUGGGACGGAGUGG